Molecule: messenger RNA, 1331 nt
Organism: Magallana angulata
Lineage: Eukaryota; Metazoa; Mollusca; Bivalvia; Ostreida; Ostreidae
Exons: 3
Coding region: 367-1146 (259 amino acids)
Source: RefSeq, a predicted model, not a curated record
AAACCCUUAAAACAUAAAAAAGGGAUUUGACUUCACCUAAAAAAUCUGAAUUUGGGUAUUGUGUGAGUGUUUGUGUAAGAAAUCUUUUGGGUCCAUUGGCUCGUAUCAGCAACAUGAAGCCAUAGACCAAACUCAGCCGCGAUAAGUCAAGAAAUUAUCAAGUUUCCUUUCAAUGAAAUACUUUACAAUGUGUUGGUAUGUUAUAAUACUGAUAAGCUAACAUUGAAACCUUUCAAACUGUCAUUCAUCACUAGAGCCAGGAGGUUUCACUUAGCAAAUAGACAUUUUGACAUCAAUAUUUCGGUCCAGUUCAUGGGCAACUAAAGUAUCGAGUGGGAUAAAGUGAAGACUUAAGAUUCGGACACUAUGGCGUCGCCCAUGCGUCGGCCGCUCCCCGCCCAUUUGCCAAAACAAAGAGGUCAACAAGCACGGAUAGAACUUAACGUUCUCCGACUGGACGAGGAUGGAAACAGCUUGUAUGACGAGGACUUUGACCCAAAUGUCUGUCACUGUUUUCCGAACACCAGCAGUCUUCAUAUUCCGUCAAUGCUCUACGACCACAUCAACUGUCCUCAUCACAACACCAAACAUAUUCAGCCUGCUCAAGCGCAAGUGUUUGCAUAUCCAUGGACAGCGGCGACCAAUAAACGCCGACAGACAGUGGGAGGGGGAGGGAGGAAACCUCGUUCCCCAGCAGCUGACUCGCUGGUGUCCGACAAGCUAAGCCUAAUCGAGGAAGAGCCGCGGACUCCAUUCGUCAUCAAAACUGCUCCUCCAUUUGCUAAUCCAUCCGUGUUUAUGGAAAGCAAAGGGGAACCCCCGUUCACCGCCCCAGCCUAUUCAAGAUGGGAGAGCCACGGUGGUAAAGAUGUGCCACGCGCUCAAAGUGUCCCCUCCCUAACAGGGUAUAAUCAACCAAGAACACCCAGACAAUACGAAGAUCCAAACCCCAAUAUCAGCACUCCAUACGUCACUAACUACAACAGAAGGCCCGUCUCUAUUCGUGACAGACAAUUUGAUGGACGCUACAUAGACCCAAAGGAUGGGCAGGUUUACAAAUUUAGAGUAAAAUACGGCAAGAAGGAGAUCGAAGCUGAUCGCAAGCAGGAUGACACAAUAAGGGAGGAACCGGAAGAGUACAACUAAGAUAGAAAACCACUCAAAUACCCUUUUUACGGGGACUUUGGGUACAGCUGAAUAUAACUUUUGUCUUUCACUUGAAUUUGUAAAUAAAUGUACAUUUAUGUGUAAAUAUGUAAUAUUAAUUUAUUGUUCUGUGUGAUUUGUGCAUGAUGUAUAAUAUUGUAUGAAUAAAUCACCUUGGUUAGUUA